AUGGGUCGCACUGCUGCACCGGCAUAUGUCUUGGGAGUGGGCAUGACCAAGUUCAUCAAACCUCGUGGCAAAGUGGACUAUCCGGAGCUUGGAUUCGAAGCUGGCAUCAAGGCCAUGUUAGAUGCUCAGAUCUCGUACGACGAUGUGGACCAGGGCGUGGCAUGUUACUGCUAUGGAGACAGCACCUGCGGCCAACGAGUCUUUUACCAGUUCGGAAUGACACAGAUACCCAUAUAUAAUGUGAACAAUAAUUGCUCGACGGGUAGUACUGGUCUGAGUAUGGCAAGAACUAUGGUCAGCUACAGCGCCGCUGAUUGCGUGUUGGUGGUUGGCUUCGAGAAGAUGAAUCCCGGGAGUCUCCAAGCGUACUUCAAUGACAGGGCGAAUCCAACGGGCACAACCGGAAAGAUGAUGCAAGAGACGAGAGGCGUGACCAACGCGCCAAGUGCAGCUCAGCUUUUCGGCAAUGCAGGUCGGGAGUACAUGGAGAAAUACGGAGCGAGACCAGAGGACUUUGCUGAGAUAGCUCGAAUCAACCAUGAACACUCGAAAAGGAAUCCAUACUCCCAAUUCCAGGACGAAUACAGCCUAGAACAGGUCUUGAAAUCUCCCAUGAUCCACGAGCCAUUGACAAAGCUGCAAUGCUGCCCUACCUCGGACGGCGGUGCUGCAGCAGUGAUAGUUUCACAAAAAUUCCUUGAUGCUCGACCACACCUGAUAGAGCAGGCAGUGUUGAUUGCAGGUCAGCGCUUGGCAACUGAUGGUCCAUCGCUGUUUGACCGCAGCUCUAUCGACCUUGUCGGGUACGGCAUGUCCCAAUGUGCUGCUGAGGCCGCUCUCGUAGAGGCCGGAGUGCAGCCAAAGGAUAUCAAAGUGGUUGAGCUGCAUGAUUGCUUCUCUGCAAAUGAAAUGACCACAAUCGAUGCGCUUGGGCUGUGUGAACACGGCAAAGCCCACGAAAUGGUUAGAGCGGGUGAUAUUACCUUUGGUGGAAAGGUGGUAAUAAACCCGUCCGGUGGGCUGAUCUCGAAAGGCCACCCUCUUGGUGCGACGGGUCUUGCACAGUGCGCCGAAUUGGUCUGGCACCUUCGUGGGUGGGCAAACAAUCGUUUAGUCGAAGGCGCCGAUGUUUGUCUGCAACACAACCUUGGGCUUGGUGGUGCAGUAGUGGUGACCGUGUAUAAGCGAGCGGAUGGGAAGAGCGCCAAAGCAAUACCAAGUGAUAUUGUUGGACAGCGGAACAAACUAGGGUAUAAUCCAGCAGUCGAGGCAAGAGGCUUCACGUCAGAACAGGUUGACCGAACGAGAAGUUCGAAAUCGAGAAGUGAGUGGGCACUACAAGACACGCAGCUGAAAGUGCAGGCAAGGUUCUGA
Messenger RNA from Endocarpon pusillum Z07020, 1374 nucleotides. Its product is annotated as Non-specific lipid-transfer protein. Gene Ontology annotation, molecular function: acyltransferase activity, transferring groups other than amino-acyl groups. Lineage: Eukaryota; Fungi; Ascomycota; Eurotiomycetes; Verrucariales; Verrucariaceae. The transcript is spliced from 2 exons. The record is from RefSeq and is a predicted model, not a curated record. Bases 1 to 1374 code for a protein of 457 amino acids.